GCUUCUGGGAAGAGAAAAGGAGGUGUGCAGCUGUCCUCUGCUUUCUUCUGCUCCUGCCAGCUUCAUUCCUUCCUGCCCACACUCCUCGCAAUGAAGAAAACACCACGAAAAAACCAAGGCGAGCGUUACCGCCUGAAGUUCCGGCGUCUGUGCCGGGCAGCCAAGGUGCUCGUUUACGAGAACGCGGCUUUGUGCGAUGAGAUCGCCAGGCUUGAGGCCAAAUACCUGCGUGUACGCGAAGAGCGCCGGUUCCUGCUUGCUCGCUUGUUGCAGGCGCAGGCUGAAGACGAGCCUCCCGCGCCAAACCUCGCUGCCGUUUCUCAGCCCUCACCGGACGAGCUGACUGUCCGCAAGCCCCGCCGGGAACGCAAAGGCAAAGAGAACGGCCGGGCGUCCAAGCGCAGAGCAGCCCCGGAGCUGGGUGCCCGCCGGCCGGUCCCGCCACUACCGUUGGAUCCUUCUGGCCGGCCAGUGUUUCCCAUCACGCUGGGGUCGCUGACUAUCUACAGUUUGGGUGAAAUUGUCCCCGACCGCCCUGGUUUCCACACGGAGAGUGCCAUCUACCCGGUUGGGUACUGCAGCACCCGGAUCUUUGCCAGCACCCGCAGACCAGUUCACCGGUGCCUCUACACCUGCCAGAUCAAGGAUGGUGGUGCCGGGCCGCUCUUUGAGAUUGCUCCCGAAGAUGAGCCAGGCUGCGUCAUGGCUGGCUCCACGCCGGAUGCCUGCCAUGCUCAACUGCUGGAGGCUGUGGGGGCGGCCCAGCUGGAGCCGGCAGGAGCAGAAUUCUUUGGGCUUUCGCACCCGGCCAUCCAGCACCUCAUCCAGAGCUGCUCUGGCGCUCGCAAGUGCGCUGGGUACCGCUGGUUCCGCUUUGAGGUGUGCCGCCCGGCAGAUGGGCCCCCUCCAGAGGGGUUGCCCCCAGGAAAUCCCGGAACUGACUACGAGGCUUUCCAAAACCAAGGCUUGGCAGGGCCCGUGGGCCUGGACUUCUCUGCUACGACCCCUUCCCCACCCAGUGGCAACGGAUAUGCAGAACUUUUCCUGCCUUGUGCUCCCUCCGGAGGGUCCCCCAUUCCCCAAAGCCCAGAAAGUGACACUGACUGAAUAUUGCCAGGCACAAGCCUGUGGUAGAACUUCUGCCUGGAGACCCAUGUAGCAACAUCUGUUAUCCUGGCCCGAGUUUUCCUGUUGCUACAAUUACAUUGAUGUUGUAAAAUGCUUGUACCGUAUCCUGUUGUUUUAAAGGCUGCCAUUAGGUUAGCCUUCCCCAACCUGAUGCCUUCCAGUCGGGUUGGACUACAACUCCCAGAAUCCCCAGCCAGCUAUGCUGGGGUCCAACCCAUCUGGAGGACACCAGAUUGGGGGAGGCUAUUUUAGAUCCAACUCUCAACAUUGUCUAUGAGCAGUAAUUUAAGUGUAGGUCCAAAAGGGUGUAUUUUUGCUUUCGCAAAGACUUUUGAAACAAGUACUUGAAUUGAGUAUUUCUACUUGAAGUCUGUAUUUGACAAUGUUUGAUUUGGGCAGGGUGUGUAUGCGAGGUUGGUUUUUGCAUAAUGGAAACACUAUCCAAUCAGAAGGAUCCAAGGGUAGUGGCAGAACCAGUAAAAGUGCUGUGGUGAAUGUGCUCCCAUAUGGCCUUCUAAUUGCAUACUUUUAGCCAAUGCUAAAUGCAUUUGAUCACAUGAGUGCAUGUUCACAAGAUAACUUCCCUACAAGAGAAGAACCCUUUUCUUGUUAUAAAAUUGUGAAUGCUGGUAAGCUGCCAACGUUUUCAAGAGUAUAAGGGAGCAAUCCUAUGCAUGGAUUAGCAGUUGUAGGACUUUUCCCGUUUCAACAGAGAGAGGAUUGCGCCCUAGAAACGUGCUAACCUGCAUUACUGCACAUGCCCAGUUCCACAUUAAGGAAGGCUGCUGGAUAAGUUGGUGAUCUUUACUGUUUUGAAACCAAGCAGGAAUAGACUUAGGCUGAUACAGGAGAAACUGUACAGAUAUGCACAACUCCUGUACGGUACAAAGAGACGAUUCACAUGGAAUAUGGAGCUGAUGGUGACUGAAGUGUAUCAUGAUCAGUUCUUCCCCUUCCGUCAUUUACUUGAAUAUGUUAAGAGGCUUGUGCAUGAAAUUUACCACUGAAGGCUGUUUUUAAUAAAGGCUUUGAAAAUUG
Messenger RNA from Elgaria multicarinata webbii, 2166 nucleotides. RefSeq names its product transforming growth factor beta regulator 1 (gene FYRD1). Bases 91 to 1107 code for a protein of 338 amino acids. Gene Ontology annotation, biological process: regulation of cell cycle. Lineage: Eukaryota; Metazoa; Chordata; Lepidosauria; Squamata; Anguidae. The transcript has 2 exons. The record is from RefSeq and is a predicted model, not a curated record. Gene Ontology annotation, cellular component: nucleus.